AUGCGGCCUUCCACCCCGCUAUCCGCGGACCUGCCCCCGCUGAUAAUGGGCACAGCGACAUUCAACUCGCAAUACAACGCAGACCCCUUCGCCCUCCCAACAACCGAACUAGUCCACCGCGCCCUCUCCCGCGGCGUCCGCGCCUUCGAUACAUCCCCCUACUACGGCCCCGCCGAAGAACUCCUUGGCCGCGCCCUAGCCACCGAUUUCGUCCAGACCAAUUUCCCCCGCGAGUCAUACCGACUCCUAACGAAAGUCGGGCGUAUCGCAGGCGAGUCCUUCGAUUACUCCCCAACCUGGAUCAGACACAGCGUGCGCCGCAGUCUGCGCCGUCUACACACAACAUAUCUCGACGUCGUAUACUGCCACGAUGUGGAAUUCGUGUCACCGGAAGAAGUCCUCGUCGCCAUAAGGGAAUUGCGCCGACUACGCGAUGAAGAGGGUCUUCUCCGAUACGUCGGUAUCUCAGGAUACCCCGUUGACGUGCUAAGCUCGCUGGCGGAAAUGAUUCUCCGGGAAACCGGCGAACCACUAGACAUCGUCAUGUCCUACGCAAACUACACCUUGCAAAAUACCCGGCUGCGCUCGCUAGCACUACCGCGACUCCUCGCUGCAGGCGUAGACGUCGUACCCAAUGCCUCCCCACUGGGAAUGGGUCUUCUCCGUCGAGACGGUGUCCCCAUCGGAUCAAUGGGCGAUUUCCACCCCGCGCCAGACGGUUUACGCACCGCCAUCCACGCCGCUGCGAACCGCACCGCACAAAGCGGCGAGAAACUCGAGGUCGUUGCGAUUCGGUUCGCGCUCGAGUCCUGGCUACGCGCUGGCGCGAAGGCGGGGGCCCUUGGUGCACCGCUUGCUCGGUCCGCGGAUGCGGAUCCGGGCUUUUUGUCUGUUGCUAAUAUGGGUACGGGGCGGAGACUUGGUGUUAGUGUGAUGGGUGUUAGUAAUAUUGCUGAGUUGGACGAGACGUUGCGCGUUUGGCAUAGUAUCUUGGAUGGACUGGAGAGUUGGGACGAGGAUGAUGAGGAAUCCGAGUUCGAUGUUGAGAAUCACUUGUUGGAAACUGGUCCGAGUACAGCGGAUGUGGAUAAGCCUCAGACCGACGGCGCUAUCGCUCCAUCUGCAAUCCUCACCCCCUCCGAAGGUCUCAUCACAGAUCGCGCAUGGUCUCAUACCCGCCGCACGAAAAUUCUGCACCUCGCCAAGGAAGUCCGUGACGUCCUUGGUGCGGAAUGGGUAGAUUAUGUCUGGGCCAGUCCACCACCAGAUUUCAAGAAUACCCUCUCAGACGAACAUCUCGCUGGAAUGAGGGUUUUCGAGGAUGAAGAAGCCGCGGGCAAGAUGCUAGCUUCGCCUGCAGAGUUUGUUCGGGAUGAGCGCAUGUUGACGCCGCCGCUAGAUGCGGAUGCACAGUUGGCGUAG
Penicillium subrubescens is the source of this 1422-nucleotide messenger RNA. Its product is annotated as D-arabinose 1-dehydrogenase (NAD(P)(+)) ARA2. Gene Ontology annotation, molecular function: D-arabinose 1-dehydrogenase [NAD(P)+] activity. NCBI's taxonomy places the organism in Eukaryota, Fungi, Ascomycota, Eurotiomycetes, Eurotiales, Aspergillaceae. The record is from RefSeq and is a predicted model, not a curated record. Bases 1 to 1422 code for a protein of 473 amino acids. The transcript has a single exon. Gene Ontology annotation, biological process: dehydro-D-arabinono-1,4-lactone biosynthetic process. Gene Ontology annotation, cellular component: cytosol.